Molecule: messenger RNA, 1848 nt
Organism: Lepus europaeus (European hare)
Lineage: Eukaryota; Metazoa; Chordata; Mammalia; Lagomorpha; Leporidae
Gene: UBQLNL
Product: ubiquilin like
Exons: 1
Coding region: 1-1848 (615 amino acids)
Biological process (GO): ubiquitin-dependent protein catabolic process
Cellular component (GO): cytosol
Molecular function (GO): polyubiquitin modification-dependent protein binding
Source: RefSeq, a predicted model, not a curated record
AUGCCACAUGUCAUCUCUCGAACACCCAGGAUGUCCCACAGCAGGCAUCCUUCAGAUCUCCCUGAAGACAGAAAAAUCUCCUCCAGGGUCACUCGAGUAAUAGUGAAGACACCAGGCAACCAGAAAGACUUUGUUGUAGGUGAUGAUACCUCGGUAAGGCAGUUCAAGGAGAAGCUAUCAGCUCAUUUCAAAUGCCAAAUGGACCAACUAGUGCUGGUCUUCAUGGGCCGCCUUCUCAAAGACCAUGACACACUGAGCCAGUGGGGCAUAGUGGAUGGACACACCAUCCAUCUGGUCAUCAAGUCCAAGCAUGGCUCCAGAUCCCUAGCCCAUUCCUCUAGGAAACUGCCAACAAAUGAGUCCUGUCACCAGGACAGGAACACCAAAGAAAACAGCAGUGGGGUGUACCAGCCUGCUGGUAUGAGUCAAACCCCAGUGGAACCAGCCCAUUUUGUGGAGUCUGCUGUGCCCAAGGUGCAUACCCAGGAUCUGGAAGUAGGUCAUUCAGAACGCAUAGCACAGAUGCUAGAGAAUCCUAAUAUCCAGCGACUUCUGUGCAACACAGAGUUCAUGCGGCAGUUCAUCUCAGAACACCCAGACAUGCAACAAUUGAUGCAGCAGAACCCAGAAGUCUCUAAUCUCCUUGACAAUUCUGAGAUUCUAUGGCAAACUUUAGAGCUUGCCAGAAGCCUUGCCAUGAUCCAAGAGGUAAUGCAGAUGCAGCAACCUGCGCAGAACCUUGAGCAUCCACAAAAUCCACCACACUACCUGGGCUUAGAGACAGUUCCAGGUGGGAGCAAUGCAAUGGGUCAGAGCUAUGCUGAUUCUAUUGACCAAAUCAACAGUUUGCAAGACCCUUUUGGGGGCAACCCUUUCACAGCCCUCCUGGCAGGACAAGUGCCAGAAGAAGGACAAGAUCAACCUUCAUCCCCACCUCCACCACCUUCCCAUGAAUGGCAAGAACAGCUUCCACAGCUCUCUACAACCCGGGUCAUCUAUACUAGUUCCUGUGGCUUAUCCUCAGUCACCUCAGCCAAUGCCACCAUCAACGGGGUCAACUAUACUUCUAGGGAAAGUACUGCCACAGUCUCCACCAAGGACCGGAGCCAUAUCUGUACCAUUCAACAGGCAGUAGGAACACCAGCUUUACCUAGUAUAGAGCUCAACCAGCAGCCUCAGGAAGAAGACAGGGAUGGCACCAUCUCACUAGAUAGUUCUGACCAGAGAUUAGAGGAUGAUCUCCAGCUGUCAGAGGAGCAGACCAACUCCCAGAUCACAGGAGGCAUGAUGCAGUUGCUUAUGAGCAACCCCUGCCUGGCAGCUCAGAUGAUGUUGUUCAUGAGUAUGCCCCAUCUGAGUGAACAGUGGCGGCAACAGCUACCCACAUUCCUGCAACAGACUCAGGUUUCUGACCUGCUUCUAGCCCUGGCCAACCCUAAAGCAUCACAAGCAAUAUUGCAGAUUGAGCAGGGUCUCCAGCUGUUGGCUACAGAGGCUCCUGUUCUUCUGCCUUGGGUUGCACCCUACCUAUGGGGCCUGGGUUGGCUUCCUGCCCCCAAUUGCAAUUACCCUGACACAGUUCCCUGGACUGGCAAUGUUCCAGAAAUGGCUGAUCCCAAAGCACCUGAGUGCUGUCACAAAUCUGGAGCAGUCCUACAGAGGCUACAGUCCCUAGCUGGAGACCUUUCCCACCCUCUUCAAGCCCCUGAGGUUAGAUUCAGCAAGCAGAUGGAAUCUCUCCAGGCCAUGGGAUUUGGGAAUCACCAUGCCAACCUACAGGCACUCAUUGCUACUGAGGGGGAUACCAAUGCUGCUAUCCGUAAGCUCAAGAGAUCUCGGGGAUUGUAA